AUGACCGUUGAAUCUCGGGCAGCGAUCGCCAGAAUGUCGGCACAUGACACUACGCCUGGGCACACCUUCUCGACUCGGGACUUGAUCCGGUCUAUGACGGAGAAUCCUCGGACGGAGUUGUUAUUAGGCCUCGCCGUCUUCUCCCCGAUAAAAUUUCCAGUGUCGUCGAGGAGUAUUGAUCCAUCGCAACCCUGGAAAAAUAGUCUCACGAGUGAGGGAAGAGUUUCAAAGAGUCAGGAUAACCCCUCACCAGUAUAUGGAGGAGGAAUACCUGCACAAAGCAAUCGUGGAAGAAGAGACGGAUAAGGGAAGCGCCGAUGCGCUUCUCCUUUGAGAUCGCGGACUGAAGGACGGGUUUCACAGCGUCGAAGACGCCGGGGCAAGACUUGGAGUAAAAGUUCUUGGAGAGCUGCGCUGUGGCCCCACUUAGGAAAACGAGGAUGAAGACUGCCGGGAGGAUGGAGGACGCCAUCGGCGGCCGGUGCUUUGGACUGUGGCAGCGAAUGGCUCGUUAAGCGUGUGGCUGCCUAGUGUUCAGGGUGUAGCAUUUAUAGGAAUGAUUCUUCAAUGGAUGGAGAUCCAGGGGGUGGGGGCGGUAACAAACUAGAAAGGUCAACAAAUUGAAAUCCCACCCACGUGGUGAGUACGAUUACUCCUUAGAUGUCGGUCGUAUCAGUGCUAUGCCUUCCAUUGCCCCCCAUUCGAUUGCUGUAGCGCGAAGUGACAUAAGAUCUGCCGGCCGCCGGCACCCUGACCCUACGUCUUUGUUCCGCUAUAUGAGCCCUCCACUCGCGUUCUCUAUAUCUUUCUCGCAAGUACAUGAGAUGAUAUUUUGAUCAAGUAUAUUACAGUACGGGAUGAUAUCUGAAUUAAUGAAGUAUCAAGAGAGUAAAACUGAGCUUCCAAUAAGAAAAUGUUUCAAUUGAGGGGUUAAAGUCGUCUGGUCGGAGUAGAUCGAAAGGAUUGCCUUCGGGAUUUUCGAGAGACGGGGCUAGAAUAAUCCAGAAGCGUGGCCCAGCCCACAAUAAUCUUCUCAGGCUCGAACAUCGACAAUAAUUUCAAGUUAGAUUGGCUAGGCUAAGGUCUGUCCCUGAGGUCUAGACGCUUAGAAGCCCGUCGUCAUGUCCAUUCUGCCUCCGUCAAUGACGCCCUUCUGCGGCACUUAUUGUAGGACUUGCGACUGGUCGGACUAGAAAUCAUCUUGUAAAAAAGGAAUCCAUGGACUUGGACGUAAGGCCAUUAUCCUGUCGUUUUCUAUGUACUUGGUUGCCUCGCCGUCCGAAAGACCGACCGACGAAAGGUUCUGAAAAUUCGACUUCCACCACUUAAUGGGUGCCAUCUUACUGUUAUUAGUACUUUCUAUUGGAAUGAAAGCUAUCUUCCCCAUCACUCCCAUCUACCACCUGAUAUUUUGAAGGGUUGGAGGGGGAAUCACCCUAGCCUCCUGAGAGGGGGAUAGAGACAGACAGACAGACAUAUAGAGACAGAGGAGGGACUCCUUCCUCAAGGAUAAUGAGAGAAAGAGAUAACCAUAUGAAAGAGAAAGGGACAUAUGAAUGAGAGAACCUACCUAACUGUGCGGUGCAUUUACAAUUAUGGUCUUUCGAUAUCCUUCGUUGUCCCGUCUUCCCUUUAUGACCAUGCAUUCUGUGGGAUCUCCUAACACUUGGUGACGAUAACAGAUGAUAUAUCAGUGAGAUCCUUCAUCAAUGGGCUUCAUCACUUUUGUAACGAUUAGGACAGCCCAACUCAAACGGCCUUGUUGGGUCUGGGGCAGAAAGCCUUAUAAUCAGGCGCCUCACGGUAUUUAUAUAUUACCAUUGAUAUCGGUAUUUAUAUGUGUAUUCGUACCAAUAUAUAUCCCUCUCUCUAUAAAUAUAUAUUUACACAUUUAGUAUACAUAUUUUGUAUUAUUCGCACAUCAUAUGGGAGCAAUAAUCUGCAAUGAUAGGAUAAAACCAGAUUUAUUGCCCUUGUGGAAGCACUACGACACCAUUCAUCUUACUGGUUUCAGCAAGAUGCUCGCGCACGUCUACUAGUAUCGAAACAUCAUCACGACGACCAGUGGCUUCUCAGAACUGAUCAGUUGGUCUUCCUACAGUUGACUCUGACUUCCCCGCUCGGGGACAGGAGAGGGCUGAUUCUCCCCAUCUUCACCAUAGCAGUCGCGAAGUCGGUGAAGAAUUUCGCGGGAUUCUUAACGUAGUUACUCACCUGGGAAUCCGUAGAACCCCCAUUGUAGAGCUCCUGGUCUGAGUGGAGAAGACCCUUGUUGUCUACUAAAUUCUUGUAGUAACAGCCGUCAAAAAAGGAAGGUGUGAAUGUGUCGAGGGGGGAAAGUUGGUCGUCGCUGCCGGAUCUGGGGCAGCCGGACUGCUUCGAUGUCGCAAAGGAAGAGUUGAUAUUGCUGUCGUCGUACACUCUAUUGCGAAACGUCGUACACCUUGCCUGUCCAAUGGUGUGUGAUCCUUCGGAAUCCAACAUAGGCAAACACGAUUAGGCAAACAUGAUUAUUGAAAUAAUCUUCCACAUUGAGUAAGCUAAUUAAACUUGCGGUUAAAAUAUAAGGGCAAAUGAUGAUAAUUCCCAUUUCUUUUGAGUGGAAUCAAAUCCAUGGAUACCAAGAUUCUAGUUUUUAUCAUAGACGAGGCAUCCCAUCGGCAUUCAGCGCCUAUGAAACUCAUUUAAAAACUCAACUAACAUGUGAGAAUGGAUAUUAGAAUAAUGUGCACAAGUUCACUCUAUUUAUCAUCAAUCGGUUAAGAGUUAGGUGAUCCAACUCCUCACGCUUAGUUCUAGAUAAAUUGACAUUUCUAUGUCGUCUACAUGACACAACCAUCUAAAGUCAAAUUGCUCGCGUGUGGAUAUACCUCGCAUGCACCGAGAGGAUUAUAUUUUAUUUAGAGAUCUACUUAUCAUCGAUUGAGUUAUAUUUCGAUGAUCUGAUUCCCCUGACAUGGACGUGUGUUAACGGAUCGAGUCCCGGAAUGAGAGUUUUGUACCUGAUAAGGCGACCAUAUCGCUAGAUGAGAGACCCUUCUUGGCGAAGGCAGAUAUGAGGGUACUGAGGUCCGAUGUCGGUGCAGGAAGGUCGUUGUUGGCGUUGCUCAGGCUGGCGGUCGUUGAGUCUCUUCUUCCCAGCUGCACCGUCCACGAAGGCCCCCCCAGCUGCCACUCCCGAAGGAAGUACAAGAUUCCCAAUCAAAGCUGCGUCUUAGGGUUCUUCUAGCGGAGGAUGAUGAAUGGCGCUCCCUUACCGCAACAACUGAAUCCCGAGCUGCGACUGCGAGGAUGUCGGCACAGGAGACGACUUGAGGGCAGACGCUCUCCACCUGGGACUUAAUAGAGUCGACCACGUCGAAGCCACGCAAGGACAUGUCAUUGGGUCCUGCAGUCUUCUCUCCCGUGAAGCUGGCCGUGUCAUCAAGGAGAACGGAUCCAUCGCAGCCCUGCCAUCGAGAAGGAUCUCCAGUCACUAAACUUCUAUGUGCUAUCAGUCAAUGGGAAACACAGAUGAAAUCCCCCUUAUCUCCCCGUUGUAACGGUAGUUCGUCAAUUUCAAAGCACAAACGGUAAAUUAAAAAAAGGGCACCCUUAGUCAACAUUUUCCAGAUUCUUAAUGUAAAAAAAUCGAAAAACAUGGGUGAAUACACAGCUAAACAACUCUUCAGACAGGGUUCACCACUAGUAAUGAUACCCACGGAACCCUCAACGACUAGUUUCUAUCAGAUUUUUUUCUCAAACCUUGAAGAGCCCAUCCCACGCUUAAUGUCAUGAUUUAGUCGCACUGGGCUUGGGUUCAAACCUGGAGCCCUAAAAAAGGAAGAAGGGUAAGGGAGAGGAACGGGCAGGCUUUCCGUGUUGUCUCCGUUGUUAUAGCAUGCUAUGAGCUACAUGAUGCACUCUAUAAUUUAAACCAGAGACUCUUCUAGGGAGAGGACUUGCAUUCACAAAGCAGUCGUGGAAGUGGAGGCGAAGCAGUGAGGCCCCCAUGCGGUGUUCCUUGGCCACUGCAGCCCUGACUGCAGAUCGGAUCGUAGAAAGAGCCUUGGGGCAGGAGGAGUCGUAG
Messenger RNA from Spirodela intermedia, 4069 nucleotides. The record is from the annotation of a GenBank genome assembly. NCBI's taxonomy places the organism in Eukaryota, Viridiplantae, Streptophyta, Magnoliopsida, Alismatales, Araceae.